GCAUUGCGCAGGCGCGCUGCCUGGAGUCCCGCCCCCUGCGGGGGCUGCUCCAAUCACCACUGGAGGUUCCCUCCCAAGCCACCCGCGCUGGCGAGCUGAGAGGAAAUGGCGGGGAGGUCCCUGGUAUCGAAGGCGGAGCCCACCGUCGGAGCCGUGGACGGGGCUGAGAAGACCGAAGGGCAGGACACAUCCUCACAGAAAAUUGAAGACUUGAUGGAAAUGGUGAAAAAGCUGCAGAAAGUGGGAAGCCUAGAGCCCCGAGUUGAGGUCCUGAUUAACCGGAUUAAUGAGGCCCAGCAAGCCAAAAAGAAAGCCAAUGAAGACCUAGGAGAGGCCCGGACCAUCUGUGAGGCCCUGCAGAAGGAACUGGACUUGCUACAUGGAGAGAAAGUACACCUGAAGGAGAUCUUGAGCAAAAAACAAGAGACCCUGAGGAUCCUCCGGCUGCAUUGCCAGGAAAAGGAAAGUGAGGCACAGAGGAAGCACACCGUGCUGCAGGAGUGCAAGGAGAGAAUUUCUGCUCUAAGCUUGCAGAUUGAAGAAGAGAAGAACAAACAGAGACAGCUGAGGUUGGCGUUCGAGGAACAGCUGGAGGAUCUGAUGGGCCAGCACAAGGACCUCUGGGACUUCCAUAGGCCAGAGCGGCUGGCAAGGGAGAUUUGUGCUCUGGACAGCAACAAGGAGCAGCUGCUCAAGGAAGAGAAACUGGUCAAGGCAACGCUGGAAGACGUGAAGCAUCAGCUGUGCUCCCUGUAUGGGGCUGAGGGCCCCUCCACCCUCGAUGAGGGACUCUUUCUCCGCAGCCAGGAGGCUGCAGCCACAGUGCAGCUGUUUCAGGAAGAGCACAGGAAGGCUGAGGAACUCCUAGCAGCUGCUGCCCAGAGCCACCAGCAGCUGCAGCAGAAGUGCCAACAAUUGCAGCAGAAGCGGCAGAGGCUGAAGGAAGAGCUGGAAAAGCGUGGAAUGCAAGUCCCUGCCCAAGCCCAGAGCACACAAGAGGAAGAGGCUGGCCCAGGAGAUGUGGCCAGUCCCAAGCCCUUAAAAGCCCCUGAGGAGAAAGACCUGGAGCUGCACACCGAGCAGGGCCUGAUGUCCUCAUAGGCCAGGAGGACACACUCCACCCCUGACCUUAGCCCAAGGGGCUUUCAGGAAACAAAGGAGUUACUUUGAUA
This is a messenger RNA of Rhinopithecus roxellana (golden snub-nosed monkey), 1172 nucleotides long. RefSeq names its product synaptonemal complex central element protein 1 (gene SYCE1). Gene Ontology annotation, biological process: synaptonemal complex assembly. The transcript is spliced from 13 exons. Lineage: Eukaryota; Metazoa; Chordata; Mammalia; Primates; Cercopithecidae. Gene Ontology annotation, cellular component: synaptonemal complex. The record is from RefSeq and is a predicted model, not a curated record. Bases 106 to 1101 code for a protein of 331 amino acids.